Messenger RNA from Telopea speciosissima, 2779 nucleotides. Its product is annotated as pentatricopeptide repeat-containing protein At1g71490. NCBI's taxonomy places the organism in Eukaryota, Viridiplantae, Streptophyta, Magnoliopsida, Proteales, Proteaceae. Gene Ontology annotation, molecular function: RNA binding; protein binding. The record is from RefSeq and is a predicted model, not a curated record. Gene Ontology annotation, biological process: RNA modification. The transcript has 3 exons. The coding region runs from base 160 to 2442 and encodes 760 amino acids.
CAACUUGUCAUUCACUGGAUGUUGUUGUUUGAAUGAAGUAUAUGUUGUGUUUCUUGUAUCAAUUGUGGUGCAUACAUGUCAAUGAGUGAUUGAUUGGUAUUACUCUCGCAACUCUAUUGCAAACAAAUUGAAUGGGGAAGAGUGGAAGAUAUUAUUUGAAUGCAAUCCAAAGUAAAGCACAUACAAGCAUGUUAUGGUACCAGAGGCUGUAGAAGGAAACCUAAAUUAAUGUUCAAAUCAUCUUCUGUUCUUUCAAGAGCCCUUUCUAAGUCAUAUUUCCAAAAGUUCAUCCCUAUAUCAUGGAAACGAAAUCUCAGAAACAGUCUCCCAGACACUCCAUAUGAAUGUGAAGAACCUGUCACAGAUUCUAAAUCUUUACCAAAAGACCCCCCUACAAAGGGGGAAACUCUUAUAGAUUCUCUUCAGUCAUCCCUCAGGACCUUUACAAGUCAAGGCCAAUUACACCAUAGCUUUAAGGUCUUCUCUAUCAUCCAGUUCCAUGCUGCUUCUUCCAAUUCUUUUGAUCUUAUAUUACACCCAAUAUCCUUGCUCCUCGCAUCUUGCAUCACCCUUAAAUCACUUCCACAAGGGAAACAACUCCAUUCUCACAUUAUCUCGUUGGGUCUUGAACAGCAUCCUGUUUUGGUACCCAAACUUGUCACCUUCUAUUCAUCCUUUAACUGCCUUAAUGAUGCCCAUUCUAUAACUGAUAAUUCUAAUACUUGGCAUGCUUUGCCAUGGAAUAUUUUGAUCUCUGUGUAUGUUAAGAAGGGGUUGUAUAGUGAAGCAAUGUCUGCUUAUAAACAAAUGGUCAACAUGGGGAUCAAGCCUGAUAAUUUUACAUAUCCUUCUGUACUGAAGGCUUGUGGUGAAGCAUUUGAUCUAGUUUUUGGAAGAGAGAUUCAUUGGUCAGUUGAAGCUAGCCAUCUUGAGUGGAGCUUGGUUGUACAAAAUGCUCUGAUUUCCAUGUAUAUCAAGUGUGAUGAAGUUGGUAUUGCACGUUCAUUGUUCGACAAAAUGCCAGAAAGAGAUGUUAUUACUUGGAAUUCAAUGAUCUUUGGUUAUGCUUCCAGAGGAAUGUGGGUGGAGGCCUUUGAACUGUUUGAGAGGAUGCGAGAUAGAGCUAUUGAAGUGAAUAUAGUAACUUGGAAUACUAUAGCUGGUGGUUGUCUUCAGACAUCAAACUAUAAGGGAGCGCUUGAUUUGAUUUCACAGAUGAGAAACCGUGGGGUUUGGUUAGAUAUCGUCUCAAUGCUUAUUGGAUUGGGUGCAUGUUCUCGAAUCGGUUGUGUAAAAUUGGGGAAGGAGAUUCACAGUUCUGCUAUCCGUAGCUGUUUUGAGGAGGUCGAUAGCAUUAAAAAUGCACUAAUCACCAUGUAUUCAAGGUGUAAGGACCUCAGACAUGCUCAUGUCUUGUUCCGGUUGACAGAAACUAAGAGUAUAGUUACAUGGAAUUCCAUGAUCUCUGGUUGCAGCUGCUCAGAUCGAUCUGAGGAAGCCUCCUUUAUAUUUAGGGAGAUGUUGACAUCUGGGAUUGAGCCAAAUUAUGUGACAAUUGCAAGUAUUCUUCCUCUUUGUGCUCGAGUGGCAAACUUGCAACAUGGAAAAGAGCUCCACUGUUACAUACUGAGGCAUGGAGGGUUCAAGGACUAUUUGCUACUAUGGAAUUCUCUUGUGGAUAUGUACUCAAAAUCUGGAAGAAUCUCAGAAGCUCAAAAGGUGUUCAACUUGAUGAGCAAGAGGGAUGAAGUCACCUAUACUUCUUUGAUAACUGGAUAUGGGAGUCAAGGGGAAGGACAAGUUGCACUGAAACUAUUUGAGGAGAUGAACAUGUCUAGGAUCAAACCAGAUCAUAUAACAAUGGUAGCUAUUCUGUCAGCUUGCAGUCAUUCAGGUCUUGUGUCCGAAGGACAAAGGAUAUUUGACAAGAUGACCACCUUGUAUGGGAUAAAUCCCCAAUUGGAGCAUUUUGCUUGCCUGGUUGAUCUGUUUGGGAGGGCGGGUUUGUUGAGAAAGGCGGUAGAAAUCAUCACACGGAUGCCAUUCCGACCAAGCCCUCCAAUGUGGGCCACACUCAUAGGGGCGUGUCAUAUCCAUGGGAACAUGGAGAUUGGAGAAUGGGUGGCUGAGAAAUUGUUAGAGAUGCAGCCUGAUAAUGCAGGAUACUAUGUGUUGAUUGCUAACAUGUAUGCAGCUGCUGGGUGUUGGAGCAAACUAGCAAAGGUGAGGACAUUCAUGAGAGACUUGGGUGUGAAAAAGACUCCUGGUUGUGCUUGGAUUGAUGUGGGCAGUGGAUUUUACCCAUUUCUGGUUGGGGAUAGAUCAAACUCACAUGCACAAGAGAUUUAUUCAUUGUUGGAAGGAUUGACUGAGGUUAUGAAAGAUGCUGGCUAUGUUGCCUCCAAUAAUUUGGGUUUAUUAGCAAGUGAAGACUUUGAGUGAGAGUAUGGACAAGUAAACUCAUCUGAAGCUCAUGCGCAAUACAAAUUGUACUCGGGAGAUCCUGUUUGCAACGGACUUGUGAUAAUACACCUACAAGCGAUUUCUUAGCAGCACCAGGAGGAUAGCUCAUUCGAGAACCAUUCAACAAAUUUCUGUACAUUCUUAGUGAAACUGCAAGCAGCCAAUGUGCCAUGGUUGCUGAUGUUGAGCAUCCUUGUUAAACAUUGGAACUAAAAAGUAAAUGGGAAAGCUGUAAGCAAGGAUAGAAAAUGUUUAAACUCGAACUUGGAAAGCUUGAUGCCAUCAUAUUGGAGUAGUUUUAUGUCAUUUCUCUCUC